Osmerus eperlanus (European smelt) is the source of this 1409-nucleotide messenger RNA. Its product is annotated as histone H3.3A. The coding region runs from base 172 to 582 and encodes 136 amino acids. The transcript has 4 exons. Gene Ontology annotation, molecular function: DNA binding; structural constituent of chromatin; protein heterodimerization activity. NCBI's taxonomy places the organism in Eukaryota, Metazoa, Chordata, Actinopteri, Osmeriformes, Osmeridae. The record is from RefSeq and is a predicted model, not a curated record. Gene Ontology annotation, cellular component: nucleus; nucleosome.
GACUGACGCAAGUGUGUUGCAGCGGAUGCAUUGUGGGAAACACCUCUGUUCAUUAUUUUUCUUUUUUCUAGUCCUCCAUACUGCUGAGAACAACGCUUAACAGCGCACACAUUUCGCCUUAUAAAACAGGAAUCUCUGUCUACUCAAUCUAUAAGCUAAUCUCCAGGAGCCAUGGCCCGUACCAAGCAGACUGCCCGUAAGUCCACUGGAGGCAAAGCCCCCCGUAAGCAGCUGGCCACCAAGGCUGCCCGUAAGAGCGCCCCGUCAACUGGAGGCGUCAAGAAGCCUCAUCGCUACAGGCCCGGUACCGUGGCCCUGCGUGAGAUCCGUCGGUACCAGAAGUCCACUGAGCUGCUGAUCCGUAAGCUGCCCUUCCAGCGCCUGGUGAGGGAGAUCGCCCAGGACUUCAAGACCGACCUGCGCUUCCAGAGUGCUGCCAUCGGAGCUCUGCAGGAGGCCAGUGAGGCUUACCUGGUUGGUCUGUUUGAGGACACCAACCUGUGCGCCAUCCACGCCAAGCGUGUCACCAUCAUGCCCAAAGACAUCCAGCUGGCACGCCGCAUCCGUGGGGAGCGCGCUUAAAAUGCCCUGCUAACACAGCUCCUCCCUUCAUCUGCCAUCCCUUUCCCAUCUAUAUAAACUUUGUUAGUAGUUUGCUUUGGCUUGUUUUGAUUGUGACAAGAGUAAAGUGUAGCCUUGUUUCCUCUUUUAGACUUAGCAUAAGAGUUUGUUUCGAUAACUUUCAUGGAGUGAAUCUAUAACACACACACCUCAGACCCAACAAUCUCACAGAAAUAGCUAGGCAUCUGUGUGGAUGGACGUCUUGUGUAGUAGUGAGUUUGUGUUUCAAGGUGAGGCUGAAACUCAUUAGUGUGUCUUUGAUUCCUCACAUUCUCCUCUCUUCCUACAUGGAUGGGAGUGAGAGGGAAGGUGAGGAAUAUAGGUCAACACUUCUGAGACCUUUCCUCAGCACAGCAAAUAUUGCUCCACAUAAAGUAUCUUAGUUUUCUUCCUGUAUUGACAAACACAGAUAUAAUACUGUUAUAAUCGGAUUGUGUUCUCAUUUUGUAAUGCAUGAUUUUCACACACAUAACCUCAAUUAUCUAGGUGUUUUUUUACAACUGCACUGUAUUUCUACUGGUUUACAGUUCAAUCAAAUUGGGCUUAUUAUGUUAUCUAAUUGAAAUUACAUGAUUAUAUAAAAAUGACUCAAAAGCCUACAGAGGCCAAUAUGUAGCAUAUAUCUUUUGUUUUUAUCUGGGUCAUUUGAUUUUUACUUGUGUUCCUCUCAGGUUGAUGUGAUACCCUUUUUUACUGGCUAUGAUUUUUUUAUAUCAUUUUAAAAACAAGUUUUUGUAAUACCCAAAUUUCACAUACAAAAGGUGAUAAUAAACCUGGUGUUCCUUAAA